This is a messenger RNA of Aspergillus nidulans FGSC A4, 872 nucleotides long. RefSeq names its product RNA polymerase II subunit A C-terminal domain phosphatase (gene ssuA). Gene Ontology annotation, biological process: regulation of transcription by RNA polymerase II; mRNA processing. NCBI's taxonomy places the organism in Eukaryota, Fungi, Ascomycota, Eurotiomycetes, Eurotiales, Aspergillaceae. Bases 81 to 872 code for a protein of 263 amino acids. Gene Ontology annotation, cellular component: nucleus; mRNA cleavage and polyadenylation specificity factor complex. Gene Ontology annotation, molecular function: RNA polymerase II CTD heptapeptide repeat phosphatase activity; phosphoprotein phosphatase activity; protein serine/threonine phosphatase activity. The transcript is spliced from 2 exons. The record is from RefSeq and is a predicted model, not a curated record.
CUCCUUAGAUCUUUGCGGAGAAUAUCUUCCAUCUUGAUCACAAUCGUCACUUUAGGCUUCAUAUAAGGGUACUAUACAAGAUGGCCUACGACCCGCGAUUAGCGGGAGCAGGAACUGCGGCCCAGGAAACCCCGGCACCUCCUUCGCCUACAGAGGCAGCUGUAACGACAGCUACUGCUCCAAGUGAUAGCACUUCAAGCUCAACAGAGAAGACAGAUUCAUACAAGCUGCGCUUCUGCACUGUAUGUGCAUCAAACCAGAACCGCUCGAUGGAGGCUCACCUGCGUCUAUCCACCGCAGCGUCGCCAUUCCCAGUAAUUUCUUUUGGCACGGGUUCUCUAGUCCGCCUCCCAGGCCCCUCCAUCACCCAACCUAAUGUUUAUAAUUUCAACUCAACCUCCUACUCCCAAAUGUACGAUGAGCUCCUUUCCAAAGACGAGCGCCUGUACCGCAAUAACGGCAUCCUAAACAUGCUCGACCGCAACCGCAACGUCAAGUGGGGCCCUGAGCGCUUCCAGGACUGGGGAGGCGUAGUAGACGUCAUCAUCACCUGCGAGGAGCGCUGCUGGGAUGCUGUCGUCGACGAUCUUUUGAACAAGGGCUCCACGCUCAACCGGCCUGUGCACGUGUUCAAUGUGGAUAUCAAGGAUAAUCACGAAGAGGCUCUUGUAGGCGGGAAGGCCAUUUUGGAACUAGCUACGCGGCUGAACGAAGUCGCCACCCAGGAACAAAAGGCUCUGGGCUCAGGUGGAUGGGAGAAUGGGACGGGUGAAGCUCGGAGGAGCUUUGAUGAGAAGGUUCCAGAGGUGCUUGGAGCAUGGCAGGAGAAAUGGCCUAAUCUGCCGGCAUUAUGGACUUUGGCUUGGUUGUAG